AACCAAACUAGUGAAGCCAAUCCAAGCGAUUCUCCGCAGUGCUGAAAGAGCAGCGAAGUAAAGGAGAAGGAAGAGGAGUGAGAGAGGAGGAGCAAAAGAGAGGAGAAAGAGGGGAGAUUUGGGGAAACACGAGUCAGAGGCAGAGUGGGUGUGUGGCGAGAGCAGCAGAUACACUAGGGUAAGGGAGAGAUAGGAGGGGAAGAAACUGCAAAUUUGGUGUUUGGCUUCUCAGCAAGCACAUCAUCUCAGCUGCACUGUUCAGUUCUUUGCUCUGCAGGAUGAGUUCGUUCAGCACGAGAGCGCUCACACUGCUCUCGUCGGUGUUUGGAGCUUGUGGGUUGCUGCUGGUGGGCGUUGCUGUAUCAACGGACUACUGGCUGCUGAUGGAGGAGGGAAUCGUUCUGCAGCAGAACCAAACCAUGGAGGUCAAGAUGGCGCUCCACUCCGGGCUCUGGAGAGUCUGUUUUGUUGCAGGACCUGAGAAGGGCAGAUGUGUUGCAUCGGAGUAUUUCACUGAACCAGAGAUAGAGAUCACAACAGAAAACACAGCCAACAUACUAAAAAUGGUCCGGACAGCCACACCGUUUCCCAUGGUCUCCCUGCUCUUUGUCUUCACCGCCUUUGUCAUUAGCAAUAUUGGUCACAUCCGGCCACAGCGCACCAUACUGGCCUUCGUGUCUGGGAUAUUCUUUAUACUAUCAGGUCUCAGUCUGGUGGUGGGUUUGGUUUUAUACAUUUCCAGUAUUAAUGACGAAGUGAUGAAUCGACCCAGAGAGCCAGAGCAGUUUUUUCACUACCACUACGGCUGGUCCUUUGCCUUCGCUGCCUCCUCCUUCCUGCUCAAAGAGGGUGCAGGAGUGAUGUCUGUCUACCUCUUUAUGAAGCGUUAUGCAGAGGAGGAGCUCUACCGCCCCCAUCCAGCACUCUACCGCCCCCGUAUGUCUGACUGCAGCGACUACAGUGGCCAGUUUCUUCAUCCAGACUCCUGGGCUCCACCACAGCGGGGCCGAAGUCCCUCUGAUGUCUCCUCUGACAUCUCCAUCCAGCUCAACCAGACCCCGCCGCCUCAGCAAACCCUAAAGGGCGGCAGUAGCUCCCAGGCAACGCCUUCUUCUUCCGGGCCUUCAUCAGCUGCCAGCUACCAGCUCCAUCCUGCGUCUUCCUCCUCCACCUCCUCCUCAUAUCCACACCCCCUUCACCCAGGUGCCACCUCUACCCUCACUAGGAUGCCACAUGUUCUCGCCCACUCGCAAUCACAUCCCCAUUCGAGCGGGCCCCCACCUCAGUCCCUGCCGAUGGUAGCACCUCCCUCUGCCGUGCCUCCUCCUCACUAUCACACACACACACGAAUGAGUGCCUCACCAUGCUAGGCUGAGUGAGCAUGGAGUGGGGUGGGGGGUGGGAUACAGCUGGGGUUGAUACACCAGAUGGGGGGGACAUGCCUAUGUUAUAGCUCUGAAGGCACUCACCAGAUGCACACAAACGCUAAUCCUGCUCCCUUAAAGUGUGUGGGAGGAGGGAUACAGCAGAGCAACUGAACGAAGGAGGUUAGAGGAGCAGAAAAGAAAAGGGGGAGAGGAGGAAAAAAAAGGAGGGAAGGAUGGAAGAAAAGCAGGUGGGCGAAAGGAUGAGUCACUGUAAUGAUGAGCCCGAGAUGAAGACAGACGCUUAACAAAACUUUAACAUGCUGGGAGGGAUCACGCGAUGGGAGGAGUGAGGAAUAUGAUGAUUAGUAGCAACAAGACACUCAUGGGGUUUUCUGAUGAAUACAUUCAUCAUCAUGAACUUGAUACAAAGGCAACAGCAUGAAGAACAAUUUAGGAAAGAAAAAAAAAUUACAACGCUGUGUAUUGUGGAAACAACAAUUGAGCAACACAAAAUGUAUAAUUUAAGCAUUUUAUUAUCUGAUUAACCAGAUAAGACUUAAUAUAUUUCCUUAUUUGCAAAAUUUUAUCUUUUCAUGAACAUGGUGGGAUAGUUUUCUGACCUGUAUAUUUCAUAAUAAAUGCUGGUGAAUAUUGUUUAACAUUUUCAUCCCCGGUAUUAAUCUCAGUUAUUUGGGACUCGAUCAUUCAUCAGCCCUGAACUGAGUCUUUCAUAUUCAAAACUCAUUAGUUUUAAAUAAAUAACCCAUUUUAUCAACAUUUAUUUUUCAGUAUACACUCUGUAAUAACUCACUCAGAACAGCAUCAAUGGCCUAACUCAAUUUUUGUGAGAAAUGUAACUGACAUAAAGUCACAGAGAUUAGACCUACAACAUUUAUGUUAAGAUGAGUUUUUUCUUGGUUAAUUUAGACACCCUUGAUCAGAGCCAUGAUUAUCUGAAAUAGGAUCAAUAUAUCCAUAACCUUUUUAAUAAAAAUGUUUGUAGUGAAAAACAUAUUUACCUAUCAACAAUAAAAUUGUCAUUUGAAAAUAUGAGAAGAGGUAUAAUUUUUUUUCUGUUUUGCUAAAUGUUGACAAUACUGCGUUCCCAGCAUCUUGAUAACAUAAAAGAAGAAAGUAAACAGGAUCUGCAUUGCUUUCACCUUUUGCCUUUGUGUCAUGACCUACCAAUACAGCUCAUUAUGUAGGGGUUAACUGUAUAUGCAUAGAGAGUUUUACGCCUGAUAGUUUCUUGUAUAGCUUCUUCUUCUAAAUUUUUUGCCAAAACAAGAAAAUCUAAACUUGUUGGGAGGUAGCAUUAAUGGACAUUUUUUUGUAUUUAAAGAAAAAAAAGUUUUGGAAAUGAAUGUGCUGCAAUUUCUGGAAUGAAGCUAAAUAUGUAACUCAGAGACUUUCUAUGGAUCUGAUUCUGGAUAGUUGAGGAACCUCUGUAGAAUCAAAGGUUUCAGUGAUUUGCAUGAAAUGUUCAAAUCACUAAUGGUAAAAUCGAGAUAAAGGACAUUUAACAAUCAUGACCCAACACAAACAGUUAAGCUAACCGUUUUAAGGACAUAUUAUGAUAAAUUGCAUUUGAAUGCAUUUGAGUGACAUUGUACUUCUCAGAUUGGUAGAUUUCAAUGAAAUUUCACUCACCCAGGUUUGACAAGAAGCAGAAAAUUUAUAGAAGAAAUGAAUAGAAUUACUCAAAGUGCACUUUGAGUAACUUAAACUUGUUGGGGAACAAACUGGAAACUUGUGUUUACUUCUUGUGGUGUUGUUUUACUAAUGUGACAACUACUAUAGUCAUACGUUUAAUGCUGAAAAGCAAUUCAAAAUCAGUGAAAAAGUUUUGCGGGUUAAAGAAGUGCAAAUAUGUGCUACUUUACAAUUCAAAUCCCACAUCUUAAUUUGUCUCCGAUCUGAAUUUAUCUUGUUUCACAGUAACUGCAGUGAUUGCUUGUUUUUGUAGCUGAGUAGCAAUCAUGCUUAAAAUAAGCCAUUGUUUUUAGCAUUUUUAGAUUUAUGGGGGAAAAACUAUAUGCUUACAAGCUGUGAUACUAUGAUAAAAAAGAAACAUGUAGCCAAUGCAGUUAAGAAUAUUUUAUUAUUCUUUGUUAUGUAGCUAUUAGAUAAGAAAUGAUUUAGCUGCUGAUAAGAAUUUUUGAAUACAUUUUGCAGAUGUAUUUUUUAUUUUGAACUGCUAAGAGUUGAGCAUCCAUGCUUAUGAAUACUCACAUGCGCACAUAAACAUGUCUAUUAAGCUGACUGUAAAAAUCUCUGCAAAAAUACCAACAAAGUGUUUUUGUUUUUUUUUUUUAAAAACUGCAGCGGAGAAAUGAAGCUUUAAAAAAAAUAUUUAUUUUAUUUUUACCUCUUUUGUUUAAAGCUUUAUUUUAUUUUUUUUCCCAAGCUGUGAUUUGGUCUAAAAAUUCACUCUGCAUCAUAAGUAUGCAAUCAGCGCAGGUUGAAUUAUGUAAGAGUUGGUGGACAUCUUGAGUCAGUUAUAUUAGACUCAAUUGAUACCUAGUGAAAACAAUAUUUAUUUAAAUGAGCUGCUUUAUUGCAUAACUUUAUUUUUGUCAUGCCUGAAAGUGUACCAUUUGCAGUGUUUUGUUAACUUUGAACUCAAUAAACUUUUGCCUGGCUCUAGA
Messenger RNA from Xiphophorus maculatus (southern platyfish), 4015 nucleotides. It is a transcript of the gene cacng7a, whose product is annotated as voltage-dependent calcium channel gamma-7 subunit-like. Lineage: Eukaryota; Metazoa; Chordata; Actinopteri; Cyprinodontiformes; Poeciliidae. Gene Ontology annotation, molecular function: channel regulator activity; voltage-gated calcium channel activity. Gene Ontology annotation, biological process: neurotransmitter receptor internalization; neurotransmitter receptor transport, postsynaptic endosome to lysosome; regulation of AMPA receptor activity. The record is from RefSeq and is a predicted model, not a curated record. Bases 279 to 1370 code for a protein of 363 amino acids. Gene Ontology annotation, cellular component: AMPA glutamate receptor complex; postsynaptic density membrane. The transcript is spliced from 6 exons.